Mercurialis annua (annual mercury) is the source of this 1242-nucleotide messenger RNA. RefSeq lists its product as uncharacterized. Gene Ontology annotation, cellular component: SCF ubiquitin ligase complex. The coding region runs from base 185 to 946 and encodes 253 amino acids. The record is from RefSeq and is a predicted model, not a curated record. The transcript is spliced from 4 exons. Gene Ontology annotation, molecular function: protein binding. Lineage: Eukaryota; Viridiplantae; Streptophyta; Magnoliopsida; Malpighiales; Euphorbiaceae. Gene Ontology annotation, biological process: protein polyubiquitination; SCF-dependent proteasomal ubiquitin-dependent protein catabolic process.
ACGUUGUGGUAGGAACAUUGGGAAUAUUAUCAAAACAAAAAAAAACAUUGGGAAUGAAUAGUGAGUAGUGAGAAGCAUGAGAAAUAUAGUGUGCGGUGUAAGAAUGACAUGUAGACUAAAGUACUGACAAGUAUUUUCUCGUCUUCUUAAAUCUUUUUCUUUCUCUAAAAAGAUUACCGAGAAAAUGAAGCAGACAGCCAUUAAUAUUAAUAGUAUCACCACCACCUCUACCAUGAUCACCUCACUUCCCUUUGACAUCGCUAUCAAAAUUGCCCUCUCUCUUCAGGUUUUAGAUAUUUGUGCAUUGGGUAGCUGCUCUCGUUUCUUUAGAGAUAUUUGUGCCUCUGAUUGCUUAUGGGAGCCUCUUGCUAAAGAACGGUGGCCUUCGCUUUCUUCUGGUUCUUCUACGAUGGUACGGAUAAAGGGAUGGAGGGUGAUUUAUGUAAGGUUGCACAGAGAGAUGGCUUAUAAAGCCAUGGUUGUGGUUGAGUCUGUAGAACAUUCUUCUUCUUCUCGGGAUGGCUCACUUGAAGUUGGGCACUAUCAUAAAGCAAUUCAAGAUUUGACAUCCAUGAACCUUUCUUUUAAAGACAUUCAAUUUUUCCUUUUCAACCCUAACUUGAAUGUGCUGCUUCAUUUGGUUGGCUUGCACUAUUGUGUAACUAGCCUUAAAGUACCGGCUGGGGAUAUUAUGGAAGCACUCGUGAGCUGCAAAAUUUCAGAACGGCGGGUGUGUGUAAAAUGGUGGAAAAUUGCGACGUGGUUUUUUGGGUUUCACAUGAGGGAAGAGCCUCAUUCUCGUAGGGUACGUCUGGCUGACUUUAUGAUGGACAAAGGGGAAGACAUUCUUAGAAUUCUUGAAAAAGGUGCUGUUCAUGAGGUCUUCCGUGUUGAGAUAUGUGGUUUAAAUGCAACAACUACUGAAAGGUCUUGCCGGAGUUCAUAGAGCUAACAUGAAUCUUUCAUGUUUCAGCAAUUCAAAAAAAAAAAAACUUUCAUGUUUUAGAGAAACAGAGUCCUGGGUGCUUCCGAAUAAUCCUGCCAAGUAAUGUGAAGAACCGGUGCAGCUGUGAGUGCUGUAUGUCCAUAAUGUGUGCAGCUUUACGAUCAUUACUUGUGGAAUUGUCAGCUUUACAUAUUUGUAUUAUCAUGUAGUCUCGGUAUGUAUUUAGUUCAUAUUAGCUCAAGUUGUGGUGUUUAGUAAAAAGUGUUUAAAUUAAACAUUUUAUAUGGUUGGUGCUA